AUGAGAAGAACUGUAACUCUUUUCCCCUGUUGCCCUGAAUCCCCCACCCAGUAAGGACGGCCUCGGAGCCCACGCGCUGAGAGUGUCUGAGAUGAAAACUAUGAUGCCAAUCGCCACGUAAACCCAGUAAGGACGGCGUCGGAUUAUCUAUACGUGGCAAUUGGCAUCAUAGUUUUCAUCUCAGACACACUGUCAUUGACUGAUCCUACUACUUUGGUUUUGAUGAAUGUUCAACAUUCAUCAUCAACUUUUUAGAGUCAACAAAUGAAGAUUUUUCUGCUCUACUAUCUUGUGCAGGUCAUAGCUCGGAAAUGUAAAUCUUCUACUCAUUGAAAUACACAUUCUUCAAACAACAUACGGCCUCUUGUUAGGUAAAUGAAUGAAUGAAUCAAUAAAGUUACUCAACAUUCUUGACAAUAUAAUUUUUUCAACAAAGAAUCCGAUUACAAGGUAAAAAAAAAUGCUCAUCGAUCCUCAUGCUCAAAUGCUCAUGGUGCAUGUCCAUCUUCGUGUGAGAACCCGCGGACCAACAUUUAGUGAUGUGGUACGGUGUUGAAUGAUAGCAGUGGUGGAGCCAGCCUAACUAGGAAAACACACAAAAGCAGAAGAAGAGGAUAGUUGGCAAAAUCCGAAACAAUCGCUUGGGCCUGAUGACACAACUUCUGUUAGUGCUGGGGGCGCUUACCCCACUCGCGACGUGGUGGUCGAGGGCGUUCACAUUCUUAACCGUUGUCACAUUGUUAAGGCUACCUCCCAAGACUGCUACUACUUCUUCUACAAGCAACAAGAAAGUGCGAUACUACAAGAAAUUGAAAUCCAGCGAGCUGCUCCUGCUACAACUACUAAAUGGUAAAAAUGGUAAUGGAGGUUCUUCUACUUCUCUUUCUCGAACAAGACAUGAUACUUGGACAGAAUAUCAACAAUGCAUCAAGAGAAUGAUACUUACUAUAAAUAUGUUUGAUAUUUCCUAUUUUGCAAGAGUUGCACUCUCCUUAGUUACACGUUGGUCUCUAAGAAAGUCUAAUAUUGGCCGCAGCAGCAUCAACUUCAACAACGGAAAUAAUUGGAGGCGGAAAUAAUGAAGAAGAACCGUCGAGAAGCGGGCACUCGCCUUUUCUGCGAGGAAGCGCGCAUCUGGGAUCGAACUCAAAGAGGACGGAGACUCUAAUGGAGGAUGAUAAAGAAAGACGUGAACAUGGUACCCAAGCAAGCACUAGCUCUAUUGCAGGAGCUUAUGAAAGGAAAAAGUGCACUCACUAUCACACUCAAGAAAGUAGUCAUGUAUGUUCCAGGGUCUAGGGCCACGGCACCCCCACGGACGGCAGGGGGGGCCGGGAGCCCCGGACCUUUUUUGGCCUAGUCUCUCGGGAGUAGAAGGCCUCAAAAGGGAGCCAGGGGUCCCCCCCCGCUCUCUUCCGGCUGUCUGCGUGUCCCCUACAGCCCCCCGGUUUGCUGGCUCCCCUCCGCGGCUGUUUGCCGGGGGAGAAAGGCCGCCGAAGGCGGCAAAGAGCGCAAGGCGUGACCCCCUUAGCCGCCUGGCCUGUACCCGACAGAACCCAGCCGGGCAACCGUCCCCACUUGCCCCGACCCUCGUGGCCCUUGGUCUUCAGCUUGCUGGCUCUCGCCGCGCAUUUGAUGAGGGCAACCCAGCAAAAGGGGCCAGGCCUCGAACCCGGCGACCUCUUCCCUGACAAUCCGCGAUAAACAGAUCGAAAAGAGCGCGCAAGCGCCACCCCAGGGCCAUCCACAGAGGGGGGGGCGCGCGUCCCUGUAUCAUAUGGACUUUCCUACUUAAAAACCCCACCACCUCCAUCCUACUUGAGUGCUGUGACUGCGCUUAUGAAAGGAAAAAGCGCACUCACACUCAAGAAAGAAGUCGAAAACUGGAUAUAACCGAGUUACUGACUGAAGUAAGGACGGCGUGGCUUUUAGCGGCUACUCUUUGUUUUUCAGUAUCUCGGUUAUUCUCGUCUGUAUCUUGUGUUACUUGCUUCUUUAGGUUUAUCGAAUAGUUCCUUUCCGACUUAAAAGUUCCACCUUCUUGAGUGCUGUGAGUGCGCUUUUUCCUUUCAUAGAGCUAGGGUGCGUAACAUUGUUACCAGCGUUGCUUCUGCGUUCUUGUUUGUGUUUCAAGGCGAGGAAAAUGACCUCCAGGACGUCGAGUACGUGGGCCAAGUCCUUGGCGACGCUUCGUAUUCGUUUACAGAGAAGAAGGUAUGGCAGAAGAUUCAACAUUUUCAUCUCUCUCUCCUUCAUUCUUUAACCAUUCUGGCAGUUAUUUCACGCCCAAUCCGUGACUUUCAUGUGUGACAUCGAUUUCAGUUGUUGAUCAGCUACUUCUACAAGAAUAUGGAAAUGAAAUACAAUUGCGGGUACAACUUAGGACUAGGUGUUUCUGUUGGUGUUGCCGUUUGUUAUGCGGGCUCUCCGAACAAGGGAACAACAGAAACUAUUACUAUACAGCCUAACGAACGGGGAACAGAAACACCAAAAGCACACAUGCAAAUACAAAAGCCGCUGACUUUUAGAGCUGCAACGACGUUCCGGCUACCAUCAAGGGGGCAACUCCAACCCCUAGGCACCCCUUCGUCUCAGUGUUUUCUCCCAUUUUUUCAUCUUCUCUUCGUCUCGGUAGCCGUUUCUUCUCCGGGUCUGCCACCACAGCUACCACCUCUACUACCGCGUCGUACUUAUGGCUUGAAGAUAAGUGUUAUACCCCUGGAGUGAGAAGUAUAUAGUCUAUACAGUAUACCUUCCGAUUCGGUAGUACACUAGCACACCUUAUCAACAACAACUGCUAGUCAGAUGCAUUGUUCCAUAGAAAAAUCUCCCUCUAAUUUGAGAGGAGGACACGUACAUGACAAACCCGUGGAACCCAGAAAAUUUGAUCAACUGCAAAUCCUGGCGUGGACCUUUCGUGUUAUGGAGGACAAGGGAUUUAUUUGUUCUACAAAACUUCUAUAUAAUGACUCAGACUCAUGAGUGGCUCCUCCUUAUAAACAUUAUUUAGUUGUGCUGGUCUCCAGGAGAUCAUGAAGGGUAAACCACGAAGAAGAAGAAAACCAACACUACUCCCUGCUGCAAUAUGAAGCCAAAAUCAUUUAUCACUUGAGAUAUGAGAUUUUAUUGGCUCCAUAUUUAUAGAUACAACAAACAUUACACUACCACCUCACAAGAAAUAGAAUGACUGUACUAGUACCUCCUUCAUCUGGAAUCUCUUUGGUGCUUCUCGUCUUCGGGUUUUUCAUGUGGCUCUUGUAUCGCAUAUUCUGUUGCAACUGCUGGCUCUGCAUGUGGGACAGGUCGGCGUUAAGGCGAAAUCUCCUCUCCUGACCACAUCAAAAUCGAUUAAUAUCUAUCAAUUAUAUUUCAAGUAUUAGAAUAAUCUCCAACCAAGAAAAAACAUACUCCUAUCAAUGCAAAAAAAAAUGUAGACUUUGAGCUGUUCUACUACGUAGGUAUAGAAGUACUUCAUUAUAUUCUCAAUGCAACAAGAACUUCAUCAGACUACGAGGUGUGUCUCUCCGCUACAACAGUAUUUAGAGGUAGGCCUUAAGACGUUUUUAACCCAGCUCACGUAGCGCUUCUAAGAUGAACUUCCCAUCCGUAAGUGUGUGUUUCCGUGCUGUCGCUACUUCGCUCGUUAUGCCUCUCCUCUUUCAGAGAGGCAAAACGAAGGGCAGCAGGAACGUCUGUAGCCCAGUCUUCUUGUUCUCAAGCUUACUAAGUUAUCAUCAGGAAUUAGAUCUGAGUAUUGUACUACGAGAACAACUACUUCAGAUAAAGUCUGUCUCCAUGCAGCGGAAAUUGGUGUGCGCUCUAAGAUUCUCACAUCGCGAGACAUCACCACUAUUAAGGCGAAAUCUCCUCAUCAUGUGGACAGUAAGUUUCUUCAUCUCAUCUGUGGAGUAGGUUUUUGACUAUCUAAGGUUAACUACAAAGUCAUUAAGGCGAAACUAGGCGAAAGUAUAAUGUCACGUGAAGAUCAGCAACUACUUACUUCUUCGUCUAUCCUUCUCGUAAUAAUAAUGAUAAUAAUCUUACAUGAUGUAGUCCUCGACGUGCAUAACCUAACCUUACAUGUGCAGGAUCCAAAACAUAAUAUCACCUUUACAUGAUUGGCGCAAUGUUAUUAUUCACCGCCGUAGUAUUAGAAAUACGUGCAUGAAGAUUCUUCACCGGAGGACCGUACAUGCUUACGGUGUGCAAGGUGAGUCCGCCAUAGUUUCUAUUUGCUAGUUCUUUCUCGGCCUCAGACAAGGCUCAUCAUCUUCUAAUCUCAGUAAAAAAGGCGACCAAGGCGAAGGCCAGCCCCAAGCGAGGAGCGACCAACGGAAGAUGAAGAAGAAGAUGAGCAGGCAGUAGAAGGCAAAAGGAAAAGAUUCGUUUCGCAGAAGAUCAGGGUGCGGCAGAUCGGAGCCUCAGGAUGAUGAAGCUGUCGACGAAAGUAAGGUGAAGCUGCAGAUGAAAGAAAUGUAUUACAAUCUAGACCGGGAACUAAGACGACUUUGCAAUGCCUCUUGUUAGGCACAUUCAUUCGUUCAUUCAGUCCGGUUUUACUUGGGUUAACGGAAAAGGAAAAACGUUCUGAGUACUUACUGUCCUCUUAGAAGUGAGGUCCAUGAAUGGCUCCGGUAUUUGGUAACCUGAAUUUGAUCAUCAGGGAAAACAAG
This is a messenger RNA of Amoebophrya sp. A25, 4673 nucleotides long. The record is from the annotation of a GenBank genome assembly. Lineage: Eukaryota; Dinophyceae; Syndiniales; Amoebophryaceae.